Pungitius pungitius (ninespine stickleback) is the source of this 1545-nucleotide messenger RNA. It is a transcript of the gene seraf, whose product is annotated as Schwann cell-specific EGF-like repeat autocrine factor. Lineage: Eukaryota; Metazoa; Chordata; Actinopteri; Perciformes; Gasterosteidae. The record is from RefSeq and is a predicted model, not a curated record. The coding region runs from base 432 to 1202 and encodes 256 amino acids. The transcript has 6 exons.
UAUCGUGGUUUUUGUGGAGGUACAUUUAUUUCGUCCCUUAGUUGUUUUAAAUGCUCCUAAUUUAAUCACAAGCCGAGUACUUUCUGCUUUGUCUUUCUGCACAAGAAUGAUUCCUGGUUCCGUUGAAAACUGGAAGUCCACACACAGAAGGUUGUUCAACUAUCAUCGUAGGCUGCAAAGGCUCCCAGAUUUGAAUGGGACAUUGGCAACGGGGAUAUUUAACGAGCAAGAGAGCACACAUGUUCAUAUGGAAAUCUGCUUUCCUGUGGGCUCUCAGUCACCAACAUCGGAUAUUGAGCCGGUUGUGUUAUUUCCAUUAAGGCAGACUUUCCCCCUGAGCCAUACAUGCAUGUGGACCCGGCACUUCCUCCUGCCAGGUAAAAGGAAAUGACUUUCCCACAUGUCUUCUCCGUGAACACAUCCGCCGGCCCAUGUUCCCCUUCUCGCCCCGCCCCGGCACGAUCCACGGCCUUCAGAGGGGGGGGGUUGUAGCGAGGUCCCGCUACUUUCUCCUCCAUCUCCGUGGACCCAACGGUCCGUCCGCUGCUCUCCGCCUCUUAACAACAACAACAACCAACAUGGGCGUCGUGGGCCUCGCUUCGGCCGUGCUGCUGGCCGCCUCCGUCGCCCUGUGCUCCGGCGGGCGCGCGGACGCACCCCGGGGAGUCGCGGUCGGGUUCGUGUUUGACCCGAAGGCGAAGUGCGACCCGCAGUGCGACCACGGAGGCAUCUGCAUCCGCAACGGCACGUGCUUCUGCUCCAAGGGCUACGAGGGAGAGACCUGCCAGUAUGCCAACUGUUAUCCCAAAUGUAAGAAUGGAGGAGCAUGCCUUCGCCCUGGAAAGUGCAGAUGUCCUCCAGGAUUUGGAGGAAGAUACUGUCACAAAGUGACGUGCGACGGGGGAUGCUGGAACGGAGGAGAAUGCAUCGCUGUCAACGGAGUGGCCAAGUGCAUCUGCCCCUACAGCUGGGCCGGCUCCAAAUGCCAGGAGGCGAUCUGUCCCCAAGGCUGUGGGAACGGGGGGAUCUGCGUGGCUCCAGGAAUCUGCAGCUGUCCGGAGGGAUGGCUGGGUGGCGCCUGCCACACCGCUGUGUGCGCUCAGUCCUGCCUGAAUGGAGGGAAGUGCAUCUCUCCAGACAAAUGCCGCUGUCGCCCCCCUUACUCUGGCCCUCGCUGUGAGGAGAGGAAAAAGUCCCACUAGUGCUGAGGUCAGAGGUCAAUGAGGCCCAACACGGGACUUCAUGCUGAUGAGAACUUUUUUUUAAAGCUUUUACAUUUCUUAUGUAUUUCUUUUUUAAGAAACCUUGAACCUGGUCAUUUGGUGGUGUAAACACGUACUGUAAUUUGUGUCAUGAAAUUAAUAAAAAGAGUGAAUUGCAUUGAUUAUCAAAGGACAUUUUAAAAGGACUUUAUUCUGUAAAAUGUAACUUGUACAACAGUGUCAUCUGAAGUUGUCAGAGUUUAAAAAAUAUAUAUAAAUCAAAACCCUAGAUGUAAUUCAAACAGGGGGUCAUUACUGUAACCAAUCAAAAAAUAUAUUAAUA